Molecule: messenger RNA, 410 nt
Organism: Trichoderma atroviride IMI 206040
Lineage: Eukaryota; Fungi; Ascomycota; Sordariomycetes; Hypocreales; Hypocreaceae
Source: RefSeq, a predicted model, not a curated record
GCCUCUUUACUUGAUCUCGCAUCCGCUCCGAUGUAGCCCAUUGCGUUAAGCUACCACGCAUGGUUGUUCAAUCCGCUCUUUCUUCCAUUUCAUUGAUACCCCUUUCGCAAUGGCUCCUCGCCAAUCAACGGCAGCGCCCAAACAACGAUAUCGUGCCAGACCAAGCGACAUACAGCCGGGCGAUCCACUGCCUACGAGACAGAAGCGGCGAUAUCGCCCGGGCACCGUUGCGCUGCGAGAAAUCAGGCAAUAUCAAGCCAAUACAAAGCUUCUACUCCUAAAACUUCCAUUUAUGCGACUCGUUAGUGCCGUCAUGACAACCCCCUUCCGACAGUGGACUUGCUUUUUUUUGAUACUGUAUAGGUUCGCGAAAUUGGAUUGAAUUGUCGGCCGAGAGGGAAAGAUUUUCG